Molecule: messenger RNA, 564 nt
Organism: Stegastes partitus (bicolor damselfish)
Lineage: Eukaryota; Metazoa; Chordata; Actinopteri; Pomacentridae
Gene: cabcoco1
Product: ciliary associated calcium binding coiled-coil 1
Exons: 6
Coding region: 1-564 (187 amino acids)
Source: RefSeq, a predicted model, not a curated record
AUGUCCGCCGGAGCGUCCAAAGAGGAGCAGCUCAAAGAGCUGCUCUUUCUGCGAUGGGAGCAGCUGCAGCGGAGCAGCGCCGAGCAGCUGCAAGCGGAGCUGAAGGAGAUCCUGGGCUGCAGCAACCAUCAGACCUGCAUGAAGGAAGCUGUCCUGCUGGAUUACUACGUCUGUGGAUGGUGGUGGGCUAAGGAGGCCAGCUUUACUCCUGCACAGGCCUCUUUCACCAUGGCUGUGCUGCACAUACUGCUGGAUAACAUCAGAGAGAAACAGAUGGGCUUAGUGGAUAACUUGGCGGAAUUUUCUAAAGCCUUGAAGCCUGCUUGCCGUUGUGUAACUCCAGAGGAAUACACCUCUUCACUUCUAGACAGUGAAGAAGCUGCAGCAUUCAUACGUUACAUCAGAAACAGUCUUUUUCAGAAAUACAGACUCUAUCAACUUCUCUUCACCACACCCAGAGGGGAGCUUCUGGCAGGCAUGGAGAGGACCACAGAGGUGUUCUGUUGUCAGGAUCCUCUCACCCCAUUGGAGCAUGGCAUUUCCACCCACCUUUACUUUCAGUAA